AUGACCGACUUGAAACAAAAAAUUGGCGAAGUCAACAUUGAGCAAACAUAUGUCGCAGCAUGCAGUGUUGUUGAAAACAGUCAAGACAGAUGCAAAACAGGCGAAGGUAUCUCGAUGCCUGCGGAAGAACAACCCAAUAUGGAGACGAGCUACAUAACAGGGAUUAAAUUAUGGAGCAUGCUUGCUUCUUUAGUUUUGGUCUUCUUUUUGCUGCUUUUGGACAUGUCUAUCGUGGCCACAGCAAUUCCAAAAAUUACUUCACAAUUUCACUCACUACAUGACGUUGGCUGGUACGGAAGUGCUUAUCUUCUAUCCAACUGCGUGCUCCAACCACUAACGGGCAAGAUUUAUGUCCGGUUUAGCACGAAAAGGACCUUCAUAGCCUUCUUCGGCCUCUUCGAGUUUGGAUCACUUGUAUGUGGUCUAUCGCAAAGUUCCAAAAUGCUUAUUACCGGCCGCGCAAUAGCGGGUAUGGGUAGCUCCGGAUUGAUGAACGGAGGCAUUCAAAUGUGUUACUUAGCGAUUCCCGCUCAUCGGCGUCCUAUGAUCAUGGGGGUUCUUAUGUCAUGCUCCCAACUUGGAGUCCUCUGUGGCCCGCUGCUCGGAGGCUUGCUAACUGAGUAUUCAAGCUGGAGAUGGUGUUUCUACAUCAAUCUUCCCAUCGGCGCACUUGCUACCAUAGCCAUGGUGUUUGUGAACGUUCCCAAGGCCCUCACAAAGGAGAUGGCAACAAAUGUUGAAGAUCAGAAGAGCAGAAUCAAAUUUCUACUCUAUGAUCUUGACAUUGCAGGAUUCGCGCUAUUUGCGAGCUUUUCGGUCAUGGUCGUACUUGCUCUCCAAUGGGGCGGGGUGGAUUAUGCUUGGUCUAGUGCAACUAUUAUCGGUCUGUUCGUCGGUGGAGGAUGUUCGUUGCUGAUUUUUGCGGUUCAUCAAUACCGACUAGGAGACAGCGCCAUGUUCCCAUGGUCUGUUGUUCGACAGCGAGUUGUUUGGUCGAGCAUGGUGACGAUGUUCUUCUUCUUCGGAUCGCAAAUAAUUGGAAACUACUUCUUACCAAUCUACUUUCAAACCAUACGGAACGCAAGUCCUGCAAUGAGUGGAGUCUAUACGCUUCCCUCCAUAUUCAGUAUGAUGGCAGCAUCAGUUGGAUCUGGUGCGCUUUUGAGUCGAUGGGGAUAUUAUCUGCCCUGGGUUAUGGCAUCUGCGAUCCUGGCUGCAGUCGGCAAUGGCUUGCUAUCAAGUUUGGGAUUGCACACAUCAACGGUUAGAUGGGUCUGGUACCAGAUUAUUCUUGGCUUCGGUCGAGGUUGUGGCAUGCAAAUGACAAUCGUUGCUGUGCAAACAAACUUGCCACCAACUACGGUUCCCAUCGGACAGGCCAUGAUAAUCUUUGAGCAGUAUUUCGGUGGUGCACUCUUUCUCGCCAUUGCACAAGCUCUAUUCAACGGCAAAUUAGAUAUGGGCUUGACGGAGUACGCUCCUCAUGUUGAUGCUCAGAGCGUGAUUCACGCUGGUGCCAGUCGCGUGCGAGAUAUAGUGUCUUCUGAUGACCUGUCAGGAGUACUUUUGGCAUACAGUAAAGCCAUAAAUUCCAAUUUCUACUUGGCAGCGGCUUGUAGUGCCGUGACAGUACUGACAGGUCUAGGCAUGGGUUGGAGAAAGGUGGAACGAAACAAAUCUGCAAAACAUGCGCGUGCGACGACUGGAAAAUCUGAGGCGACCGACAAGUAA
Verruconis gallopava is the source of this 1731-nucleotide messenger RNA. RefSeq lists its product as uncharacterized. The transcript has 4 exons. The coding region runs from base 1 to 1731 and encodes 576 amino acids. Gene Ontology annotation, biological process: transmembrane transport. NCBI's taxonomy places the organism in Eukaryota, Fungi, Ascomycota, Dothideomycetes, Venturiales, Sympoventuriaceae. The record is from RefSeq and is a predicted model, not a curated record. Gene Ontology annotation, molecular function: transmembrane transporter activity.